This is a messenger RNA of Apis dorsata (giant honeybee), 417 nucleotides long. RefSeq lists its product as uncharacterized. Bases 62 to 394 code for a protein of 110 amino acids. The transcript is spliced from 2 exons. NCBI's taxonomy places the organism in Eukaryota, Metazoa, Arthropoda, Insecta, Hymenoptera, Apidae. The record is from RefSeq and is a predicted model, not a curated record.
AUGUAUAAAAAAGUAAUCUACAAAUAUUUAAAAUAAAAAAAGUAAAACGAAUAUAUAUUACAUGAACAUGUUUAGUAAUAAAAAGAAUAAUUUACCACCAAGACCUCGUAUUCCAAAUUCUGAACAUAUGUUAGAAGAUCUUAAUAAUUCUUCUAUAGAUGACAUAGCAUUUAAAAUAAUUCAUAAAGAUGAAAUUUCUGGAGAAAAUUUAAUGAACGCAAAUACUUCUGAUACAUAUCAGAAAGUAAAAAUGUAUUUACACAUAAAACAACAAUUAAGAUAUUUGGAAACUACUCUUGAAGGCAAAGAACAACAACUUAAAACUGAUAAUGAAGAAAUAAAAAGACUUGCAGAUAAUAUUAAAGAACAAGCACAAGCUGCAUUAAUAACAUAAGUAUUUAUAUUUGCAAAUAAUAU